AGUUUACUCCAACUAUUCAGCUUUAUAACAACAGUUUAGCAUCGUCAAAUAUUUUUGAAUCAGAAAAAAAUGAAAUUUUCAAUUUUUGCAUUUUUUUUGUGCAUCGCUGUCGUGCUUGCAGAUCCAAUUAAAUUUAACGACAAUAAUGUCAACGAUAUCAUCAAUGUUAAAGCAGAUGCGAGUCUAGUUUUAAGCAGUUUGAUAAAUGAGGAUAUCGUGAGUUUGAUUGGUCUUCUCAAAAAUCAACAAGGAUUAGUUGCUGUUGCUGACGGUGCAGGUGCUGUUCCCUAUCAAUCACCUGCAACAUCUCCUGAAAUGCCUAAAAUCAACAUCCCACCAGCGCUCAUGGGAAAACUUUCACAAUUGUUGCUACCAAAAAAUGAAUGAAAAAUAAAGUCACAAUCUUAAUAUAAAAAUCAAUUACAAAAUGUUAAGUGCUUUAAAUUUCUAAAAUAAUUUAUAUUUAUUAUCCUAUUAUGAAAUUUGUCAUGUUCUCAACUUUAUCUUGAAAAAUAUAAAAUCUUGCUU
Clunio marinus is the source of this 528-nucleotide messenger RNA. The record is from the annotation of a GenBank genome assembly. Lineage: Eukaryota; Metazoa; Arthropoda; Insecta; Diptera; Chironomidae.